Messenger RNA from Uloborus diversus, 4559 nucleotides. RefSeq lists its product as uncharacterized. The record is from RefSeq and is a predicted model, not a curated record. The transcript has 18 exons. Lineage: Eukaryota; Metazoa; Arthropoda; Arachnida; Araneae; Uloboridae. Gene Ontology annotation, molecular function: GTPase activator activity. The coding region runs from base 456 to 4034 and encodes 1192 amino acids. Gene Ontology annotation, biological process: signal transduction; regulation of Rho protein signal transduction.
AUAGACCGCUACUCUGCGUCGCUGCGGUGUAGUAGAGGUGUAAGUAGAAAGCAGGCAGGUAGGAAAACAGCGGCACAUUUUUAUGUUUGCGCCGACCUGUUAUUUUUCCAAUUUAACAACUGAAUUAUCCAUGCAAUUUUUAUACUACUUCAGUGGCAACGUGUUGUGUGGCUGUGUGUUUGUUUACGUUGAAAGAAAAAUUGGCAUCUCAGGAAAGUUUAUUUUGUGCAGAUACUGAAACUUUUUAUUUACUUUUGACACGUUCUCAAUCAAUCUUCACCCAGUGAUUACGAGUCUGUGUUUUAGCUGUGUUUACGUAAUGGGAGUAGUAGCUGUGAAUACCGCUGGAGAGAUUGGUCCAGUAUGAGCGGUAUCUGUCCCUCUUGGCCGAGCAGACCGCCCCCGACCAUCCUGAUUACAACGACAUCUCUCGGACGGCUAACAAAGCCGCAGCAAUGGUGAAGAGAGCUGACCAUGGUCGGGAGGAAUCGGAUCUGGAUCGAAUCCAGGAUCUCUUUCCGAGCGACAACCUGCGGCUACACGAGAGAGAUCCCCUCUCACCGCGGAAAGGUCUGAUGCGAUCUAAGUCUUCUGCUGCUUCCAAAAUACAAAAAGCUUUGCCGGGGAAGAACAAAUCAAGCAACGGAGAAAUGCCAAGCAGUCCUAGCAGGCCUGAUGCUCUGUCUUUCCAAAAGAAGCACCUAUGGGGUGAUGACAACUUCCGUGUUUUUAUUAUGGAAAGUCCUGUAAAUUUCACCAUGGGUGUGCAAAAGCAAGAUCGGCAUCUUUUUCUUUUCAACGAUUUGUUACUGGUUGCUAAGCCAAGGUCGGGUGGCACCUAUAAAUUGAAGGACAAGAUUCGGAUGAGCGAAAUGUGGUUGUCACAAUGCUUGGGCGACGUCUGCGAGUCCGUGAAACAAGCUGCCACCUCGUUUGUCAUCGGCUGGCCCACCACCAAUGUUGUCGUCACCUACAGUUCUCUGAAAACGAAAGAUUUGUGGCAACAGAAGCUUUUGCAAUUAAUUGAAGAAUCUAAAGAAAAAGAAGGAAAAUCUCAAACAUCCAUUCAAAUUUCUUUUCGAAGCCCAGACACUGGUGAAGAAAUUUGUAAAACUCUUAAGGUUGACAACACACUGACUGUUCAAGAUACCAUUAAGCUAGUUCUUCAACAACUAGGUUAUUCUGAGAAUGGAAUUAAAGAUUAUAAAUUGUGGGUAAAGACUGGUAAAGAUGAUGCUCCAUAUCCUUUAAUAGGUCAUGAAUACCCUUUCAGCAUUAAAAUGAAUUUUAUUCGUGAGCUGUUGAGGAGAUCUGACUUAGAUCUUAGAAAUUUGAAUAAUAUCAGUACUGAUGCAAAGUGCUAUUUUAUUCUCCGCAAGAAUACUCUAAAUUCAUCCAUACGAAUUGAUCCAAGGCUACAGAAAAAGAAGAAAAAGCACAGACGCCCACAACACAAGAUUAAUUGGUUAUUUCGCAAACCAGCUUCUAAGCACGAUUCAGUGGACAGUGGAAACAGCAGUCCUCCUCCUCACAAUCUGUUUGGCAUUUCUUUAUGGAAGUUGUGUCCAGAUAAUACAAUACCAAAACCAGUUAUGACUAUGCUAGUUCAGUUGUUUCUACAAGGACCUUAUACUGUGGGGAUAUUUCGUAAAUCUGCAAAUGCUAGAGCCUGUCGAGAGUUAAAAGAGAAGUUAGAAGCAGAUCCAGAAUGUGAUAUGAGAAAUAUUUCUGUGAUUGUGCUGUCUUCCGUAUUUAAGGAAUUUUUAAGGAGUCUUCCAGAUUGCCUUCUUCAGUCUGAUCUGUACAAACAUUGGCUUCAGGCAGUUUCAUACGAAUCUGAAUGGGAAUGCAAGAAAAGAGUUUUAAGUUUACUGUCUCAACUACCUCCUCCAAACAUUCGACUGUUACAGUAUUUGCUAUGUAUGCUGUGGCAUAUAGCUCAGCAUUCUGCAGAAAAUAAAAUGUCUUCUAUGAAUCUCGCAGUUUGUAUUGGACCUACUCUACUGAAUCCUGGAAAGUUUCAAUCUCCUGUCCUACAACAAGAGGAUGUUGCCAAACGUGUUCCCAAAGCUGUUGCAUUUUUAAUUGACCACUGUGUGGAAUUAUUCGGAGAUCAAAUUCUUCAACUGCUUGGGCCAUUUCCUGAGAGAGAUACCUCAAGACAAGAUUCAGGAGCUGAAGAGUCUGAUAGUUUGCACAGUCUUCAUGAUCUUGGAGGUCAAUAUCGAAGAGAUGAUUCAUCAAUUGACAGCCUUGAUAGAGAUUUCCUCGAUGAGAGUGAACCUAGUCCAAAACUCCCUUGUAAAAGCAAAAUGUCUCUCACAAAUCUCAGCCGAGAUUCUGGCCUGACGUUGAGUGACACCCAGCUGUAUACCCCUGAAGAAGAAGCCGAAAGUGAGUCAUCUAGUGCAGAUAGUCGAAGAGGCAACUCUGGAAUCCUCACAAAAAGUGUCCCGCAUCUUGAUACUGCUGGUUUGGAGUGUAAUACAGCUUCCUACAGUAAAAAUGGCGGCGUGAGCAUUGAUGGAUCCUGCCACGAUGUAGUACGCAAGAGACGACAAGGCAUGGAGGCUCAUAGGACGAAAUCUUUAGCCACUUGUUCAUCAUACACUCAUUCAGACUAUCAUUGUGAUGGAAGUCCUCAUUUGCCUUUGCAGCUAUCUCAGUCCUAUAGCUACAGUAUGCAACAAGACUUGAUGGACAGGAGCUACGACUGUUUCAUUCGAAAUUUUCACAAUCCCGUCAGGCGACGGGAUGUGAAGGGUCGUUCUGCUGUUCAGAGGCCAAUUGUAUCUGCUGUCGAGCCAGUAGAUGAUUAUGUUGAGGGUACUUUACGCAGGAGUGCAUCCGAGGAGAGCUUAUUACAGAAAUAUGUCGGUACAUCUGCUUCUAAGCGCAUUCUAACACAACGGAAACGAAGAGCACCGUCACCACCUAGCCAGAAAGGCACUGCUUCUGCUCCAUGUAGUACGAAAAAGACUGAUCACUCGAUGAACAAUCUGAAUCGAGAGCUAUCAAAUUGCUCGUUGAGUAGGACUCCCGAUAGACAUGCCGUGUGGUUUGCAAGUCAUUCCAGAAGAACUGAUUGGAAGAGGAGUCAAUCUACCUCCAAAAUCGAUGAAAUUGAUCAAGCGCAUGAUUCAAGUACGCUGUCAUUAGUAUCCAGUGAGGACAGUACACCUCAAGUGUCGCGCAGCAAUAGCAGAGUUCAAGAGCUUAGCUCAAAGUCUCAUGGGGACUUGUAUGCCAUAUAUUACAGUCCACCAAGGGUCAACAGUGUUUGUAGUUCAACUUCAGAAGGUAGUCAGCAAUCUCAUAAUUCUCGUUGUUCUCAGUCUUCCAUUAAAUCUAACAGCUCUCAUCGAUCACAAAGAUCAAAUUGCUCUGCAAAAAACUCUCCAUCAAAACCUAGUGAACCUCCUAGCUAUCAGGAGGCCAUCAACAGGCAGACAUUGCUUAAACACAUGCAGCAACCGACUGUAAUUUCCGUGAAGCCUGUCACGGAAGAGAUGCGAGCCGAGCAGACUUCUCUCAGUGCUAAGGCCAGAGAACUUUAUGAGAAUUCUGUUCGAAUGUACACUCAGCAAAUUCCGGAUGUAGAAGAAACUCAUCGAGCCGUUCCAGCAAAUAUAGAUAGUGUAGAUGGGAACUAUAAGACUUGUAUAUUGGUUAAAUCUGCUCAAAGCUCGCCUCGGACUGGUAAUCUGGAGAGCCCCCACACCAGGUUAAGGCACUUGCCACCUGUUCAUGUUACUGAUGCACAAUUGCAUCGAGUAAGAAACUUUCACAUUAGACCUAGGCAUACCAGGGAAAUAUUACCAGAAGAGCUGAGGAAAGAAAUUAACUGGAGUGUAGCUCAGUUAAGAGAAUUGUUUAGUAGGCAGCAACAAGAAAAUAAAAACUGCAAUAUCUCCUCAUAUCUAGACAAAAGUGAGGAAAUAGCCAACAGCAGGCAUCCUCGAAGGCUUGCUCAGCAACAACACACUCGCAGCCGCAGUUUGAGUACGAGAAGUGAAGAGGAAUCAUUUGUCUAAGUCUUUAAAAAAAGAAUACCAUUGAAUCACUAAAUGUAAGAAACAUUUACAGUUUGGCCUUGCUAUUUCCUUUAUGUGUGGGGUGAAUGCUAGGUUAAACAGAUUUAAAAAUUGUAUGUAUUUUUCUUCAUUUAUUGAUUCAUGCAUUUGUACAUAGCCCCUCCUUUUCUCUCAGGUUUCAAACAAAGAUUUUUUUUAAAAUUUUGCUUUCAUUGUAAAUUAUCACAGAAUAUAACAUUUUUCGCAUUUAUUUACUAAACUCAUUGUGCAAUUUACAGACGCUUCUUUUUAUGUAAAUAUAUAUUGAAAAGAUCCGAGGGUUUUUCCCUCAAGAAUUUUUUUCUAUAACAUUUCUUUUGUUAGAUUCUUGAAUAAGUUUAUGUUUCAAAUUUUAUUGUUGCUUUCACAGUUUUUAACACAUAUAAAAAUAUGUUCGCUCUGUGUCUGAUGCCAACUUUGAAGCUCAUUUUUGUAUAUUUACUGUAUACAGUUUUUCUAUUAAAAUAAUAAAUUUUGUCAUUGAUA